GUAAAAUACGGCAAAGACUUUUAAAGAUUGUGCAGAUAGGUAAGUCAAUAUAGUUGAUUCUUCUCUCCAAACUACUUGCCUUGACUUAACUUGUUCCUGAAUGACUUGUUAAUUGCACCUUCUUUUUUUUUGUUUUUCAUUGCAUUCUAACUCCAUCAUCUCCGUACAAACAAAUGCUUGUCGUAAGCUUCCUCUCUCUUCUCUCCCAUUAUUCCUUCAUAUGCUUCUGGUGCUUCAUCAUUUCCACUCCGCCGGUUCACGGCGACGGCGGCCGAGAAUUUGACCGGUUUCUCAGGUGUAACAGUACCCGCUACAACUGCGGUGGCAUCCGGGAUGUCGGGUACCCCUUCUGGGGCAAGGACAGGCCCGAAGAAUGCGGGCAUCCGUCGUUCCAUCUCAGAUGCAACGACAUCCGGAACGAGACGACCAUUGCCAUCGACUCGUUGUCCUUUCGCGUGAUCGAGAUCGACAAACCUAGCUUGUACACGAUGAAAAUCGCCCGCACCGAUUUCUUGAACCACGAGUGUCCUCCAAUCGGUACGGGGCUGACGGCCUCCGACGGCGGCGGCGCAUUUUCGUUCUUCCCCGACGUGGUAAACGCGACCCUGCACAUUGGGAAUUGCCGUUUUCCUCCCGACUACAGGAAUCUGGAGUAUUCGAAACUCGUGUUCGAAUGCCACCGUGGGGACCACCGCGGUGACGUUAGAAAUGUAACGGUCUCGUUCCCGAGUUCGGAUUCUGAUGGUGUCACGUGCGACGAUGACGGUGAGGCAUAUGUGAUGCGUGUUCCGGUUUCGAAACUCGGGUUGUUUGACGAGCUGGAGAAGAACGAAACGAGCACAAAUGCGUUGGAUGUGUUGAACCAAGGGAUCACAAUGUGGUACAAUGGUAGCAUUGAGUAUUGUUUGGCUUGCGAGGCUUCGGAUGGGGAGUGCUGGAUGAACACAAGCUCACCAAAACCAACUUGCCUUUGCCCUGAUGGGAUUUCUCCUUAUUUUUGUGGAUAUGGAGACCCAGGGCGAAGGACAACCAAGCUUUUCAUAGGUUUAGUGGCCGGAGCAGUUGGAGCUCUACUAAUAUCUGCUGUCUUCUUUUACUGUAAAAUCAAACCGUUAAGGCGGAAAACUGAGCACUUUAAGACUGCGGCAAUUAACCGGGAUAUUGAGGCUUUCAUCAAAGGCCAUGGACCUUUGGCUCUAACAAGAUAUAGAUUUGCAGAAAUCAAGAAAAUGACCAAUUCUUUCGAAGUAAAAUUGGGACAAGGUGGUUAUGGUAAAGUGUACAAGGGAAAAUUACCAGACGGACACCUUGUGGCUGUGAAGUUAUUGACCCUAUCGAAAGGGAAUGGAGAAGACUUCAUCAAUGAAGUUGCUAGCAUCAGUAGAACUUCCCAUGUUAACAUCGUUAACCUUCUCGGGUUUUGUUUGGAAGGCCAUAAAAGGAUUCUCGUUUAUGAGUUCAUGCCGAGUGGGUCUCUAGACAAAUUCAUUAACAACAAUGUGUCACACAACUCGCUAAGUUGGGAGAAUUUGUACCAGAUUGCGCUUGGCACGGCUCGGGGGCUAGAAUACUUGCAUAAAGGAUGCAACACUAGGAUUCUACAUUUUGACAUAAAACCACAUAACAUCCUUUUGGAUGAGAAUUUUUGUCCCAAGAUUUCAGAUUUUGGGCUUGCUAAGCUUUGCCUAAACAAAGAGAGCAUCAUUUCGAUUUCACAAGCCAGAGGCACUGUAGGAUAUCUUGCUCCAGAAAUUUGGAAUAGAAACUUUGGCGGGAUUUCACACAAGUCAGAUGUAUACAGUUAUGGAAUGAUGCUAAUUGACAUGGUCGGAGGGCGAAAUAACACGAAUGUUGAAACCAAAAGCGCGAGUGAGAAUUAUUUUCCAGAUUGGAUAUACAACAAGCUCGAGCAAGACUGCAGUUUAGAAAGCAAUGGAACAAACAAUAUAGAUGAAAAUGAUGUUGCAAUGAGAAUGACCAUUGUGGGACUAUGGUGCAUUCAAACAUUUCCAUCACAUAGGCCUACAAUAGGGAGAGUGAUUGAAAUGUUAGAAGGUAAUUUAAGUGCACUUGAAAUUCCUCCAAAACCAAUCUUAUCUUCUCCUCCAAGAUUACAAUGUGAGUUCUCCUCCACAACCAAAACCACCAGCACCACCGCAUUCAUUAGCGAUCCAAAUUCAGGUAAACAUCAAAGUGAAGCGAGAACAUCAAUUGCAUGUUGACGCGAUACAACAUUCAACCAAAGUUUUAUGUACCACUCUUACUAUUUUGUGUAUUUUUUGUAACUACAUAUAAUCUCAAUCAUAAAUAUAUCUUCGAGAUGUUGUGGAAUUACCCAAAGGCGUGUCCAUGCUAUAGGUGUCUUCUCUUAGUUAAAGGUUCGUGAUUGCAACAAUUGCAUAUCUUGAAAAUUAAAAAAAAAAAGAAAUAGAAAUGAAUACAUAUCUAGGAG
This is a messenger RNA of Cuscuta campestris, 2452 nucleotides long. The record is from the annotation of a GenBank genome assembly. NCBI's taxonomy places the organism in Eukaryota, Viridiplantae, Streptophyta, Magnoliopsida, Solanales, Convolvulaceae.